AUGACACGGCAGUACAAUCUCGAUGAAAUAGCAUCUUUGGAUUACCUACUAACUUAUUACGUUGUACAGAUUUCAGGUAGUGUUGGACACCUCUUCUUACUCCUCCUCACCAUCAUUUCCCGCUCCAUACAUCACAACGGGGUUAUUAUCAACUUCUACUUGAUAUUCAGCUUUACGCUGUGGAUAGAUGCUAUUCUAUUGUACACCGGUCACCUCACUUCCCAAACCCACCAAAUCCCCCCUUCAAUACGCAUCAUUAACUCCAGUAUCAGAAUGACAGGAAUGCUAGCCAACACCUGCACAACCCUUACUGUCGUCUUUAGGCUUUUCAUAAGCGUUAACACCGCUCUCAGUACUCGCCUCGCUAAAAUUUUAUCCAAGAUCUCAGACACUAUCUUGAUUUUAGUUCCUUGGGUGUUGAGUAUGCCAUUCUUCAUCGCUUAUUUAGCACGCACUAUUCCACACCCAGAUUUAGUCAUCCGAACGCCCUAUUUCUGUGACUACAAUGGUAGUGUGUUGAAUAAAGUCGUUACCAACCUCACUCUGGCACUAAUGUGUCUGAUACUGGUGCUGGCAAUACUCACCGCUAUUCUCCUCAUCAAACUCCGUUCAAGUCAGCACGGUUUGGUGUACGUGAAAACAUCAAUCGACGUUGUCCUCGGUUGUCGCAUACUUCUCUUCCUCGUCUACUCACUCACUACGGUGGUUGUACUAAGCGGUACGCUUAACGACGCUUGGGGGAGUUUCAGCGAUGGCCCCACCCUCGCUUUCGGUUUGACCGGUUUCUGGGCUUUCCUCUUGUUCUUUAUUCAACCAGACACCUUCAACGCUAUUAUGACUUGCUUCGGGCUUAGAAAGUCGCGGAAUAGACAGAGACGCCCCUCCUUCCUCUCUGUCAGCGCUAGUCGACCACGGGGAACUGAGCGGCAUGAAUUCGACGGGAAUUUAACUUUCAAUGGGAGUCUAAAUGUUCGGAGUAGUGGGAGUGAUGAAUGUGGGGAUGUCAAUGGCUGGGUUGAUAAACGGCGGCUUGACAAUGCUGAUUCAAGGUGUUUAGGCGGUGGCAGUAGUAGGUGUAGCUCAAGUAGCUCGAGUACGACACACACGACACACACGACACAUACAACACAUACAACUCACACAACUAAUACGGAUACCUACCCAAAUAUUUUCACUGAAAUACACACUCACAAAAACACAGACAGCGAUACGUCGCAUUAA
Molecule: messenger RNA, 1221 nt
Organism: Wallemia ichthyophaga EXF-994
Lineage: Eukaryota; Fungi; Basidiomycota; Wallemiomycetes; Wallemiales; Wallemiaceae
Exons: 2
Coding region: 1-1221 (406 amino acids)
Source: RefSeq, a predicted model, not a curated record